This is a messenger RNA of Scomber japonicus (chub mackerel), 7803 nucleotides long. RefSeq names its product chondroitin sulfate proteoglycan 4-like. The record is from RefSeq and is a predicted model, not a curated record. The coding region runs from base 1 to 7695 and encodes 2564 amino acids. Lineage: Eukaryota; Metazoa; Chordata; Actinopteri; Scombriformes; Scombridae. The transcript is spliced from 22 exons.
AUGGGGAGUUUUGUGGCUGAUCUGUUUCUACUCCUGCUGCUUUCCACAGGACAAGUUUAUGGAGUGUCAUUCUACGGUGAUGGCUACAUCCACCUGCGGACAGUGGAGUCUUCCAUUCAGACGUUGCUCCAUGUACGAUUUCGUACCUCCAGUCAGACAGGGCUGCUAUUUUUGGCAGCAGGAAGCAGAGACUUCUUGCUGCUGGAGCUGAUCUCUGGGCGCCUGCAGGCACGUCUAGACCUGGGUUCAGGUGAGCGUUCACUGCGCUCAGAAAAAGGUAUCCAUCUUAGUGACCUGGGGUGGCACUCCAUGGAGCUGACCCAUGAUCGCCAUAAUGUCACCAUGACUGUGGACCGAAACUCACACACCAGCCUCCGUAUGCCAGGACCAGAUCUGGAGCUCAGGGUCGAGGACGGCCUUUUUGUUGGUGGAGUAGUUGGGCUCAACCAUGAGUACCUUCUUAAUAUCUCCACAGGGUUUAGAGGUUGCAUAGAUGAAGCUGUGUUCAAUGAACAUAAUCUGCUGUCCAGCCUGAAGCCGUAUUCUGGGUACAAGAGCAUCCACGAGGUAUCUCUGGGCUGUAGUCCGCAGUUUUCUGCGACAGAGGAGGAUUCUAUCAGUUUUUUCAGCUCCAAAGCUUUCAUCACUCUACCACCAUGGGAGGUGCCACAAGAGGGGCUAUUUGAAUGUGAACUGUACCCCUCUGCAAGAGAAGAAGAUGGUAUAGUCUUAUAUAGCUCUGGCAACGAGGGGGAUUUUGUUGCUAUAGAGAUCAGAGAUGGCCACCUGGUGGCAAUGGUUGGAAAUGGAGUUGGGAGUAAAACUGAGCUGCAUUCCUUAACACAUGUCAAUGGCAACUUUACCUGGUAUCCCAUCCAGCUGCACCUGCGACCCGAAAGCAUCCAGCUGAAGGUGGGUGAGGAGUUGGUCAAGGCCAACCUGGGUCUAGAGCUCCAAGUCAUCCAGCUCAAAGGGCCUCUUUUCCUGGGAGGGCUAGAUGAACAAGUGCGAGGAGAAGUGAGGCGAGCCGGGCUGAUGUCCACUGCAGCUGAAGGGAAAAUGACUGGAGGAGGAGGCUCGUUUAAAGGCUGUCUGCAAAAUAUUAGGGUGAACACUCUUAGAAUGGGCCUCCCUCAUGCUGUUAUCACUAAGGACAUCACUGUGGGCUGCAAAACAGGGCAACCUCCAGAUGCAGUGACCACCAUGAGUCCAACUGAUGGUCGAGAGUUUGAUACUACAACUGCACAACCGACUGGCAACAACAGUGAUAGAAAGAAGUCCAACUUCCUCUUGCUGAGAAAGUUAGAGGUAGCAGAGGGAAGCCGGGCACCACUGGAGCCCAAACACAUUAAGGUAAAUCUUGAUUUCCGGAAGUUAGGAAUCCAUCCAUCCCAGUUUAUGUUCCGUAUUGAGGAGCAGCCUGUCCACGGCCAGCUCCGCCUGGACCUGAGUCCAGACCCAGAUGGGAUGCUGGAAGAAGGGCAGGAGAGGACUAUCACAAUGGAAUCGGAAGAGAAGGACCGGACUUUCAGUAUGCUCGACCUGUGGCAGGGCCGAGUGAUGUAUGUUCACAGUGGGUCAGAGGACCAGCAAGACUUCUUCAUGUUCUCAGUCUUCUCCAGCAGUAAGAAGGAGCUUCCUGUGUUUCUGAAGGGCAACCGUUUGCACCGCUUUGAUAUCAGCAUCAGUCCUGUUAAUGAUGCACCAGUGCUCAGCCUGCCAGAGGGAAACUUUUUCACUCUGCUGGAGAACUCCAAACGACCGUUGACAACAGAUGUGCUGAGAGUGUCUGACCCUGACAGCAGUCCUGAAGACCUGGUGUUCAGCUCCCUGGGAAACCUCAACACUGAGGCUGGACACCUUGAGCACCAGGAUUACCCCGGCAGAGCCAUUAACUUGUUCUCCCUGCAAGAUCUGGAGGAGGAGAAGAUCGACUUUGUUCACACUGGGGUCCCCACCUCUAGGUUGGCUCUCAGGGUCAGCGAUGGGCAUAAGCUGAGCAACACAGUCGUUUUGAGGAUUAUGGCAGUGGUGCUCGAACACAAACUGGUGAAUAACACUGGACUGGAGGUGAACCAAGGUGGGGCUUCAUUCAUCACCACCAGUCAUCUUGCAGUACAAGUUAAUGUGGCAGAGCAGGCAGUGGAAAUCAACUAUGACGUUACUGAGUCGCCACAAUACGGUGAACUCCAGCGUUUGCAUUCAAGUGGCGAAUGGAAGUUGACAACUUUAUUUUCACAAAAACUUGUAGAAAAAGAACGGAUCAGAUACCUCAACACAUACUAUGGCCUUCAGACUCAGAACAACAUCACUGAUCAGUUCAAAUGUAAAAUCAGCAUUGGUUCCCUACAAACUGAGGAGUUUGUUUUCCCCAUUGUGGUACGCUGGAUCCAAUACAAGGUCACGCGAAGCAAAAUGGAAGUCAGUGGUAUUCAGAAGGCUAUUGUCACUCCAGAGAACCUUAAUGUGAUUUCUAAGGGUGUCAAACUCAGUGAGAGUGACCUAUUCUUCAGGCUUCUAACAGUUCCAAAAAAAGGCAAGCUUCUCCUCAAUAACAAAGCUCUUCAAAGGAACUCAAUCUUCAGCCAGAAAAACAUCACAGACAGCUUGGUGAAGUAUGAGCUGCUCAACAGAUUGCACGAUGACACAAGAGACACAUUCAGCUUCCAGGUGUUUUCAACACUCGCCAACUCAACAACUUACGACUUCAGAAUCAACAUCAAAGCGGAGUCAAAUGCCAUCACCGUUGUAAACAAAGGCCUUUCAAUACUGGAAGGAGGGAGUAAAGUCAUCACCAAAGGUAUCCUGUUCACUCACACAGCAAGUAACCGGGAGGUCCUGUAUAGCAUAACUGUCAAUCCCAGGCAUGGGUACAUAAGGAGGAUCAACCUAUCCAACUCAUCUUCCAUUAACGACAACAUUGUGUCAUUCACAAACCAGGAUAUCAUUGAGGAAAGGAUCAUGUACGUUCACGAUGACAGUGAGACCAAGCAGGAUUCCUUCACUUUUCAAAUUGCGGUUUAUAAACCACACAAACUCACCAGUAAGAAGGAAGAAGACGAACAGACCUUCAACAUCUCAGUCCAGCUCGUCAAUGAUCAGAGACCUGUCAGGGUUGUCAAUAAAGUUUUCCAUGUGGCCCGUGAUGGGCAGAGGUUAGUGACGUCGAAUGACCUCCGUUUCCAGGAUGAUGACACAGACUUUGAGGACGACUGGUUGGUGUACACACGGAGGGGGAUUCCGAUGGGAGAGCUGGUGCUGUCCAGUGAUACCAGUCAGAAACUGUAUGAGUUCACGCAGCGGGACCUUGAGCAGAAAAAGGUGUUGUUUGUCCACAGAGGAGUCAGUUUUGGGCGUUUUGUGCUGUUUGUAUCAGAUGGAAAACAUUAUGUUUCAACACUCCUGGAGGUAAUGGCCCAGGAUCCUUACCUACAGGUAGAGAACAACACAGGCCUAAUGGUCCAGCGAGGUGGGAUCACGACCCUGACCUCCACCAACCUCAGCGUCUUCAGCAACCUUGACAUCCGAGACCCACAGGAAGUUACAUUCGAGGUCUUCAUUCCACCUAAACAUGGUGUCCUGUGCUUUAAUGAUAGAGAUAGUGACACUGUGACAGAAGCAGAUGCAAUUUCAAUGUUCACCCAGGGAGAUUUGGUGGCGGGGCGCUUAGCAUAUUAUCACGACAGCAGCCAUGAGUUGUCAGAUUUCUUCAAUGUUACAGCCAGAGCAAGGGAGCGAAGCACAGAGCAGCGAAUGGACAAAGGGAGGAGGGAGGUACAUCUGGACAUUGGAGUGUCUGUGAAAAUUUUCCUGGAGAGUCACCAGAGACCACCAACAGUCAUAACUAACCAGCCAGUGGUGGUGGCAGAGGGACAAAAUGUCUCUAUAAGUAGGGAGCAUUUAGAGGUGGUUCAUGAUGACAGUCUGCCCUCAGAGAUAGUUUUUACUGUCCAAAGUCCUCCCACCCUGGGCUUGAUUCAGAGGUUAUCCCUUGAGGACAAAAAGGGAAUCAACAAUGGAGAACAGCAGCACCUCUAUCAGGGCUUCAGACAGCAGCCAACAGCCUCCUUCACUCAGGAGGAUCUCAACCAGGGAUUGAUGGUCUACUAUCAAGAGGCUAAGGGAAGCACCAAUGACUCUAUUUUGUUGGAGGCAACCAAUGGAGUUACAAAGGUUGGACCUGUCAGGCUGGAGAUUGAUAUCAUCCCUAUUCUGCUACCCCUACAGGUGUCUGACCUGAUCCUCGAUGAAGGGACAUCCCUGCCACUGACCCCUAGCAUCAUCAAGGUCACCAAUCACCACUUCUCAGGAAUGAACUUCCUGUACCAGAUCAUCAUUCCACCACGACAUGGACACUUGGAGCACAGCCGGAUCCCGGGGAUGCCUAUCACUGCUUUCACACACACUGAGGUGGAGCGUGAGUACAUCUCCUAUAUCCAUGAUGGCAGCGACACACUUAAUGACAACUUCACCAUUGUGGCCAAUCAGACAGAAAUUAGGAAGCACAGUCUGCCUUGCACUGUUCUCAUCACCAUCACACCUGUCAACGAUGAGACUCCUGUUGUUACAACCAACCGAGGUUUGAAGGUGUGGAUGGGUUCAGUUACUGAAAUCUCAGUAGAUGAUCUCAGUGCAGAGGAUUCAGACACUCCAUCUGAGGGACUGGAGUUCAUCGUCACACCACCCAGUAACGGUCAUCUAGCCCUGAAGAGCGCCCCCUCCAGACGCAUCCUGAACUUCACCCAGAAUCACAUACAAACUGGACAACUGGUGUUUGUGCACAGUGGUGCAUCAUCUGGUGGGUUUCACUUCCAGGUGAAUGAUGGUGUGAACUUUGCCCCUCGCCAGAUCUUCAGCACAACUGCCCACUCGCUGGUUCUUACCCUGCAGAGACACCAUCCUAUGGAGGUUUACCCAGGCUCUGUGACACCGAUCUCUGAGCAGGAGCUUAAGGUUGGAACCAACGACGUCAAUGACAUCAGGAGAAACCACUCAGUGGUGUUUGCAGUGACUGUUCCUCCUAAACUCGGCCGUCUGGUCCAACGUAUGCCCGACAACUCUACACGAAACAUUUCUACAUUCACACAGAGCAUGGUGAAUGAUGGGGUUAUCCUGUACGAUCAGAACAAGCCGGAGUCCUUGGGUUGGUCAGCUACAGACUCUUUCUCAUUCACCGUGUCCUCUCCUCCUGCUUUCCUUCCUGCACACGUCUUCACAAUCUUAAUCUCCUACCAGGCCAAUGAACAUCACGACAACCCUCAGCACAGGACCAGACUCCUAAACAAUGCAGGGGCCGUGGUGGCAGAGGGAGGCAAGGUGACGAUUGACAGCUCAAUACUUGAUGCCUCCAAUCUCCUGAGGAAGGUCCCAGAGCCGUACAGGAAAGACCACCACAUCCUUUACCGUGUGAUUACUCUGCCGCGCCACGGAGUUCUGUCUACACAAGGAAGUAACCUUACCAGGGAACAACCAGAUUUCUCCCAGGUCAUCCUCAACAAGAACGGCAUCACAUACAUCCAUGAUGACUCUGAGACCACAAGUGACAGCUUCACUUUCCGGGCCUGGGUGGCUCCUUUGGAUCUUUCCAAUUCUUCCUACUCAUCUUUCUUGUCUGACUUUUCCUCAAAUUCUUCCGAUUCCUCCUCCUCUUCUUCGUCCUCCUUUUCUCCUCUCUACUCAUCAUCCUCCCUUCCAUCAUCAGACAUGGUUUCUAACCGGCGUGCCAAGGACAGACUGACAGUGACGGAGAUGUUUAACAUCACUGUGACACCAGUCAAUGAUCAGCCGCCACUAAUCAAGACCAGAGCUCGACGUAUGAAGGUCGUAGUCGGGGAAAGAGUUGUACUUGGACCAGACAGUCUGAAGGUUGAGGAUCAUGACACCCCUCCAGAGGAGCUGCACUACCUUGUGAUUAGUAAGCCUAACAAUGGCUACCUGACGCUGGGGGAAAGACCAGAACCGGUGACUUCUUUCACCCAGUACGACGUCAACCACAACCGGCUGCAUUUUAUACAGCAGGGUGAGCCUUCAACAGGAGUUUUCUACUUAAAUGUAACAGAUGGCCAUCACCGUCCACUCUACAAACGGUUUAGUUUGGAGGUGAUUAAGCCCUCUGUCUUCAUGGUGAACAACACAGGACUGUCACUGGUUCAAGGAAAGACUGCUGUGGUCCUGACCACCAACCAGCUAGCAGCUCAAACAAAUGGCCGCAGCCAGGCAAACAUCACCUACACAGUCACUACACACCCUCGCCACGGACGCAUUGCUAUCAAUGACCAGGAAGUCAUGACCUUCUGCCAUGAAGACCUCCAGUUAGGCCGUGUUGUCUACCACAUGACUGAUUUCAGUGAAUCAGAGGACAGCUUCCAAAUCUCAGUGUCAGCAUCGUCGCCUGGUGUUGAAUAUGGAAAUGUGACUGGGCAGACAGUGAAUGUUACUGUACGGCCUUUGAUCUACCUGAGGGAGUCAGUACGAGUACCCAGCGGUAUCGCUGUUAAACUGGGUAAAGCCAUGAUGGAUGCCUCUGAACUGGCAAGAAUCAGCAGAGUUGACCCGGUCUUCCAAGUUCUUUCUCCACCAAAACAUGGCAAACUGGUCAAGAUUACCUAUGACCUUAACCGACCAUCAGAAGUUCUGAAGUCCUUUACGUUCCGCGAUGUGCUGCAAGGUCGAGUCGCCAUUGAGGAAACUCUCAGCGACAGCAAUAACCAACUCCCCAGAAACAAAUCAGCAGUCACAACCGCUCGAGGUCACACCCCCGCCACACCUCUAAACGAUUCGUUCAUCUUCCUGUUGAAGGCUGGACACAUCCAGCCUGCGAAGGGCGAGCUUCACUUCACCAUCUUACCCCACCACCAGAUGUAUCAUGGUACGACUGGUUUAAAUAAAGCAACCGGUGCAAGUCGUGAACACAUAACGACCCGUCUGCAGCAACACAACAGGACUACUGUUGGAGGAGGAAGGGGAGGGGGGCGAGGUGGUUCCAUGACGCAAAGUGACAUUUUGUCACAUAAGAACCACAACAGGACACAGAACAGAAUGAGGCCUAACAACCGCUGGGCGAACCAAACACGAAAUGGAGGAAGAUCGGGGAGCGGUGUAGUAGGAGCUGGAGGGCGUCACAGUCAUUCCCCAUAUCCCCACAUUCCUCCUGACCUGGUGAAACAUGGUCCAACAAACCCUCCUAACCUUCAUCCGGUUCAUGUGGAGGUCCUCCCUCGCCCCGCCGCUGACCCUCUCUUCAUCAUCCUGCCGCUGCUGGCCUGUUUGCUUCUCAUCAUAAUCCUCAUAGUUUUGAUUCUGGUGUUCCGUCAACGAAAGGAGAAACAGGCCCGCUUGCUACUCUUCCGGCACCUUGCUGCAUUACCUUCAGCUCCUGAGGGCAGCCCUUACCUGGGCCAGUCGGAGCGUAGCGUGGCUAUACCAUCUGUGGUAGUCACCCCGCUUGGCUAUGCAAGCUGCCCCACCUCACCCAGGUUACCCAUGAGUCCCAGAAGGAGGAGUCUGGCCCCUGGGAUGACCUUCUGGGGGCCAAUUGAAUCUGAUAGUGAUGGGAAUAUUAGAGGUGGUAACAGUAGUGAAACAGAUAAUGUAACUGGCUGUAAUGUGCUCCCAGCUGUCACCGCAGGAUUCAAGACCUCUGUGAGACCGAGGUCCCCAACUCCAAAUCUUAAAGAUGACCAGUACUGGGUCUGACGGAAGUAAUUCAAAGAAAAACUGUGCCUUAGAGGUGUAUUUCAGUGUGAAGGGUAUAAAUGAUACUAUGUGUAUUCUUCAGGGCACAUAUAUGUCAUCUAAGGCACA